AUAACGAGCACCCCAAGUCAACGACAAUGCCAAAAAGAAAGCGUGAUUCGACGCCAUUACCAAGAAGGCGCGCCAAGCGCAACGAUGGCGCCCAGUCCAGUCAAGGAGAUGGUCAAACUGAAACCAGUGGAAGCAUGGGACAGCCGUCCUUUAACUUAUCUAAUGAGCAGUUGCAGCAGGUGUCAGAAGCUGUAGCAAACAUCCUAAGCAAGCAGAGCGAGACAAACCCCCCAAUGCCCAUAGAGCCACUGGAAACCCCCAUGGCCACACGGGAACAGAGUCAAGGUCAACUGGUCUGCAAGCAACAUGGCGGCCUCAGCUACCCAGGAGACCCGCGGCACCAAGUUCAGCUAUUAGAGCACCUUAUACCCAAUCAGCUAGACCUCAGUAAUAUUGCAGCAAGCCCGAUUAACGUACCGAGAUUAGGCGAUUUAUUAGCAAAUUACCCACUUGGUUUGGUAGCCUUAGAACUUUUGCAGGGUUUUACAUAUGGUUUUAGGUUGUGUUAUGAAGGGCCUCGAGUGGCCACGCAG
Molecule: messenger RNA, 533 nt
Organism: Saccostrea cuccullata (small rock oyster)
Lineage: Eukaryota; Metazoa; Mollusca; Bivalvia; Ostreida; Ostreidae
Exons: 2
Source: RefSeq, a predicted model, not a curated record